AUGCUCUGGCUGCUCUGCGGCCCCUCCCGCGCCAUGGAGAGCCAGGCGCUGGUGAUCCGCAUCAAGAUCCCCGACGGCGGGGCCGUCGACUGGACCGUUCACUCGGCGCCUCAGCUGCUCUUCAGGGACGUGCUGGAUGUCAUUGGUCAAGUUCUGCCGGAUGCAACGACAACAGCGUUUGAGUAUGAAGAUGAGGAUGGUGAUCGGAUUACUGUUAGAAGCGAUGAAGAAAUGAAAGCCAUGCUAUCCUAUUAUUACUCCACUGUGAUGGAACAGCAAGUAAAUGGACAGUUAAUAGAGCCUCUACAGAUAUAUCCAAGAGCCUGCAAGCCUCCUGGGAAACGGAACAUACAUGGCCUGAAGGUAAAUACGCGAGCAGGGUCUGCUAAUAAUAGCAGUUCGGCAGUCUCGGAUUCCCUUCCAAGCAAUAGCUUAAAAAAGUCUUCUGCAGAGCUGAAGAAAAUCCUUGCAAAUGGCCAGAUGAAUGAACAAGACAUACGGUAUCGAGACAUCCUCGGUCAUGGCAAUGGAGGCACAGUCUACAAGGCAUAUCAUGUCCCUAGUGGAAAAAUACUAGCAGUAAAGGUCAUACCCUUAGAUAUAACACUGGAACUCCAGAAGCAGAUAAUGUCGGAGUUAGAAAUUCUUUAUAAGUGUGACUCAUCAUAUAUCAUAGGAUUUUAUGGUGCUUUUUUUGUAGAAAACAGAAUCUCAUUGUGUACAGAGUUCAUGGAUGGGGGUUCUUUGGAUGUUUAUAGAAAAAUUCCGGAACACGUACUCGGAAGAAUAGCAGUAGCUGUUGUGAAAGGCCUUACCUAUUUAUGGAGUCUAAAGAUUUUACACAGAGAUGUGAAGCCGUCUAAUAUGCUGGUGAACACGCGAGGCCAGGUGAAGCUGUGUGACUUUGGGGUUAGCACUCAGCUGGUGAAUUCUAUAGCCAAGACGUAUGUUGGAACAAAUGCUUAUAUGGCGCCUGAGCGGAUUUCAGGAGAACAGUAUGGAAUUCAUUCGGACGUUUGGAGUCUAGGGAUUUCCUUCAUGGAGCUUGCUCUUGGGAGGUUUCCAUAUCCUCAGAUUCAGAAAAACCAGGGAUCUUUAAUGCCUCUCCAGUUAUUGCAGUGCAUUGUUGAUGAGGAAUCGCCCGUCCUUCCAGCCGGGGAGUUCUCUGAGCCAUUUGUACACUUCAUCACUCAAUGCAUGAAAAAGCAACCAAAGGAAAGGCCAGCGCCUGAAGAUUUAAUGGGCCACCCGUUCAUUGUGCAGUACAACGACGGGAACGCAGAAGUCGUGUCCAUGUGGGUGUGCAGGAUGCUUGAGGAACGGCGAUCGACCCAAGGACCGCAGUGAACCGCACUGGCUCACAGCACCGCGCGAAACAGCAGCUCGCCCUGGGCUAGCAGCACCAGCCCCGCGCUUCGGACUCUCAGUCUCUCUGGAUCGUAUUUUACUAACAAUAUUUUCGAGAAGCAUCAACAAAAUCUUUCAGGAUAUUUGUUGCUGCCUUUCCCUCUCCACCACAUUAAGGAAUUUUCUUCCCACGUUUCUUUUGUUGCUGAGCAAUUUAAUGUCCUCAGAUUAUCUUCAGUUCAACUGUACACAGCCUUAAAGCAAGUAUUUUAUAUCUAUAUUUUUUGUUAUUGAAUGUAUUGUAUAUUUCCUGGCUCCGGAGUAUUUUUUAACUUAGUCUUUUGCUAUUGUACGAAUGACACGCUGAGUGCUCAGAGGAUUUCCUAAGUUGUUGGCUGUCUUUGAGUGCAGGCAUCCACAAAAUGCUGGUUUUAAAUGUAAAACAAAAGCAAACAAACAAAAAAACCAGAAGUACCUGGCCUUGCCCAUCCUGCGAGGAGGCGAGGGAUUGCCCUUCCAGAGUAAAAGCACUGCAGGUAGAUCAGCAUCGCGCUAUCAAAUGACCCUCUGCUCCCGGGCGCCUGCUGCCGUGGCUCGGCCGCGCAGGGAGCAUCCACGCUCGGGCGCUGCAGCCUGACC
Molecule: messenger RNA, 1986 nt
Organism: Gavia stellata (red-throated loon)
Lineage: Eukaryota; Metazoa; Chordata; Aves; Gaviiformes; Gaviidae
Gene: MAP2K5
Product: mitogen-activated protein kinase kinase 5
Exons: 22
Coding region: 1-1347 (448 amino acids)
Biological process (GO): protein phosphorylation
Molecular function (GO): protein kinase activity; ATP binding; protein binding
Source: RefSeq, a predicted model, not a curated record